Lithohypha guttulata is the source of this 1287-nucleotide messenger RNA. RefSeq lists its product as uncharacterized. Bases 1 to 1287 code for a protein of 428 amino acids. The record is from RefSeq and is a predicted model, not a curated record. The transcript has a single exon. NCBI's taxonomy places the organism in Eukaryota, Fungi, Ascomycota, Eurotiomycetes, Chaetothyriales, Trichomeriaceae.
AUGGCAUCUAUCGAAACGAUCCGCCUCGUCGAAAAAGCUCGAUACGAUGAGCAGGUCUGUCUCCAGAUUCCUCUGCCAGCGACCUCACUUGGACCAUCCUCAGUCCGUGUCCGGACCAGGUUGGUAGGCAUCACAGCCAACAAUCUCUCGUACUGUCUGAUGGGAGAUGUCCUGCAUUGGUGGUCAGCAUUUCCUUUGCCAGCCUCGCUCCCGGAACACUACAACGAUGUCACAAAGUAUGGCAUUGCUCCAGGCUGGGGUUGUUGUGAGGUUCUGGAAUCGACCAUCGAGGACAUAGAACCAGGGAGGGUCAUCAGCGGCUUUCUGCCGAUCUCUGAGCACACGGUUGACCUUCAAUUGACGCAGGUCGCGUCUGUCCCCAGCCACUUUACUGAAACAAGCCCGCACAGAAACAAGAUCAUGAAUCUAUACCAACGCUACCAGCUUGAGCCAGCUGAUACAAAUCUCAACAACUCCUUACUGGCUUGGUCAGCAGUACUCAAAGUGAAUGAGGCGGGAGCCUCGAUUGCACGUUUCCUAUUUCCUCAAGAUGGAAGUGCUCCAAUUCACCCCCUUGGGGACCCGACAGCCCUUGGAAUUCCAGCUGCACCGUGGACCACGAAGGAGGCCGACCUUGCUGGAGCCUGCAUUGUUUGUCUUGGCUCUGGCUCCAAGACUGCCCGAAGUUUCAUUCAUGAGCUGGCUGCUAUUGCUGCUACCAAGCAGCCAAGAUAUACCUUGGUCGAGGUCACUAGCAGCAAAGAGUGGUGCAGAAGCUAUAUCCGGAACGUGCCUUUCACGCACAAAGUGGUAAAUUAUCAUAAUUUGGCAGGCUCGUUUGAACCAUAUCAAAAAUAUGUCGUUCUGAAUUUUGCUGGCCGAGGCAAUAGUCUGGAGGAGGUUGUGGUGGCGAUCAAGCAGGUCAAUAGCUCCGCGGAGGUAGUGUGCGUGGCUAUUGGAGCUGAGGUUAAAGUAUAUGACCAGGAGGCAAUGUCAAAGAGAAGAGCGACAGCUGAGAAAUUGAAACCGUGGCAGAUGAAUGCCACAGGUAUUCGGGAUGCAGCGAUGCUAAGAUGCGGCGAGGCGAAAUACUUUGAGGAUAUGGACAGCCGUUUUGCGGGAAUGGUAGCACAGCAGGAACACGAUUUCGAUGGAAGGGUAUUGGGAUUGAAUCUGAAAGUCGAGCAUGGCCUUAAAGGCGAGGAUGGCAUCGAAGGUAUUUGGGCAAAGCUUUGUACAGGCCGACUUAGUGGAGAGGAUGCAUUGGUGGUGACAUUGAAUGAUUGA